Messenger RNA from Tripterygium wilfordii, 2078 nucleotides. RefSeq names its product BTB/POZ domain-containing protein SR1IP1-like. The record is from RefSeq and is a predicted model, not a curated record. The transcript is spliced from 5 exons. Gene Ontology annotation, molecular function: protein binding. The coding region runs from base 33 to 1838 and encodes 601 amino acids. Lineage: Eukaryota; Viridiplantae; Streptophyta; Magnoliopsida; Celastrales; Celastraceae.
AUCAGGAGGAAAUUCCAGCUGCCCAUUUCAACAUGUCCUCUAAAAAGAAGGAGCUUCUGUCCACAGCAAUGAAGAGAACCAGUGAAUGGAUUUUCUCCCAGGAGAUUCCAAGUGAUAUAACAAUUCAUGCUGGAGGAGCUUCCUUUUCACUGCAUAAGUUUCCGCUUGUCUCAAAAUGUGGAUUUAUAAGGAAAUUGGUAUCAGAACCUAGUGAUGCUGAUACUUCUGUCAUUGAAAUCCCUGAUGUUCCUGGCGGAGCGGAAGCAUUUGAACUUGCUGCAAAGUUCUGUUAUGGAAUAAAUUUCGAGAUCAGCACAGAAAACAUUGCUACGCUGCGGUGUUUGGCAGAGUAUCUUCAGAUGACUGAGGACUAUGCAGUUGGGAACUUAGUUGGAAGAACUGAAGCUUACCUGAAUGAAGUUGCGCUAAAGAGCCUUGCAGGGGCAAUUAAAGUCUUACAUCUAUCAGAGAACCUACUUCCAAUUGCCGAGAAAGUGAAAUUGGUAAGCCAUUGCAUAGAUGCAAUAGCAUUAAUGGCCUGCAAGGAAAGCCAGUUUUGCAUUAGUAGCAAUGAGGCUCUAACGUCCUCCACUGUGUCUCAACCGAAACCCGUUGUUGAUUGGUGGGCUGAAGAUUUAACUGUUCUUAGAAUCGAUAUCUUUCAACGGGUUUUGAUUGCAAUGAUAGCAAGAGGAUUCAAGUCAUAUGCUCUCGGUCCGAUACUUAUGCUGUAUGCACAGAAAUCUCUACGAGGUUUGGAUGCUUUUGGAAAAGGAAGAAAGAAAAUUGAGCCACAACAGGAGCAUGAAAAGAGGGUUGUUCUGGAAACAAUAGUGAGCCUCUUGCCCAGGGAGAGGAAUGCAAUGUCUGUUAGCUUUCUUUCUAUGCUGCUUCGCUCCGCAAUAUAUCUUGAGACAACAGUUGCUUGCAGGCUUGACUUGGAGAAGAGGAUGGCCCUUCAAUUAGGACAGGCUGUCUUGGACGAUCUUUUGAUUCCUGCCUACUCAUUUACCGGAGACACAUUGUUUGAUGUCGACACUGUUCAGAGGAUCAUGAUGAAUUAUCUCGACUUAGAAAUGGAUCGGAGAAGUUUAGACUAUAAUGCUGUCGACGGGUGUAUAUCCCCUCUUCCAAAUGACUUGGAGCGGGUUGGGAAGCUAAUGGAGAACUAUUUAGCUGAAAUAGCCUCUGAUCGCAACUUACCUGUUUCGAAGUUCAUCGGUAUUGCUGAACUUAUCCCAGAACAAUCGAGGGCAACGGAAGAUGGGAUGUACAGAGCUAUAGACAUCUACCUCAAGGCUCAUCCUGCUCUAAGUGAGAUGGAGAGAAAGAAAGUCUGUAGUUUGAUGGACUGUCAAAAGCUAUCAAGGGAAGCUUGUGCUCAUGCUGCUCAAAACGACCGGCUUCCAGUUCAAACUGUAGUUCAAGUGCUUUACUACGAACAACAACGCCUACGAGAUGUCAUGAGUGGCAACCUCUCCUCCGGUGGAGAAUCACCCGCUAUUCCUUCCAAAAUAAAUGUAUACUCCACUGAUAUUCAUCCAGUUCCGGACGAGCUCUCCAGCUUAAAAAGAGAGAAUGAGGACCUAAAGUUAGAGCUAGCAAAAAUGAAAAUGAGAAUGAAAGAAAUUGAGAAACCAUCUCAUAUAUCAACUCUAAGAAGUCCUGGAUCAAACCCUAUGCCAUCUGCUGGAAAACCUCCUCUGCCUCGAAAGUCCUUAAUCGGCUCAGUGUCUAAAAAACUUGGGAAGCUCUAUCCUUUUAUACGUACGGAUGGAGAUGCUUUAUCCAAAGGUCGUGCAAAACCCGCAAAAGAUCGGCGGCAUUCCAUUUCUUGAGACUUAUGUAAGUUUUUGAGCAGUAUUAGCCCAUAUGAGCCUUUUAAAAGAGGACUAGAAGCUGGUUUCCCCCUCUAAUUAUGCUUUGUUUGUGUGAAAGACAUUUUGUAAAUAGUGUUGUCAUUCUGCUCUGAACAAAAUAGAAUGCUGCACAAGGUUAUUGUUGAUUGAAGUGAAAGUUUUCAUGCUGCUAAAUCCAAACAAUCAUUUAUGGCAAGGCACAAAGAUGCAAAUCUUCAA